GGGCAAGGACCGGGAGAGGGAAAGGGAGGGCGCGGAGCUCGCCGCCGCUCCGGAGCUGUGGCAGUGCGGCUAGCCUGGGCGGCAGCGGGGCCCUCGCCCACCCGGGAGCGGGAGCGCCUCCGCCACCGCCGCUCCGCCAGCGCCGCGGAGCCCCCGCCGGCCAUGGAGCUCUCCCUGCGGCUGCUCCUGGCGUCCUGCCUCUCGCUAGGGGCGGCCGGGGAGUUUGACAGAAGGUGGCCCAGACAAAUGCUCUCAUCUUCUGGACUGUGUCGAUUUGGAAGCAGAAUUGACUGCUGCUGGGGCUGGGCCCGAGUGUCCUGGGGACAGUGCCAGCCGUUCUACGUCUUAAGGCAGAGAAUAGCCAGCCUAAGGUGCCAGCCCAAAGCUAUAUGCCAGCCAGGGUGCAAACACGGUGAAUGCAUUGGGCCAAACAAGUGUAAGUGCCACCCAGGAUACACUGGAAAAACCUGCAACCAAGAUCUGAAUGAGUGUGGACUAAAGCCACGGCCAUGCAAACACCGGUGUAUGAAUACCUAUGGCAGCUACAAGUGCUACUGUCUGAACGGCUACAUGCUUAUGCCAGAUGGAACCUGCUCAAAUGCCCUUUCUUGCCUGAUGGCAAACUGUCAGUAUGGCUGUGACGUACUGAAAGGGGAAGUGCGCUGCCGCUGUCCUUCUCCAGGGCUGCAGCUUGGGCCUGAUGGCAGGACUUGUGUAGAUAUUGAUGAGUGUGCUACUGGGAGGGUUCUCUGUCCACGGUUUAGGCACUGCGUCAAUACUUUUGGAAGCUACAUUUGCAGGUGUCAUAAAGGCUUUGAUCUGAUGUACAUCGGAGGCAAAUACCAAUGCCAUGAUAUAGAUGAAUGUUCCCUUGGCCACCAUCAGUGUGGUAGUUUUUCACACUGCUACAACGUUCCAGGAUCCUACAAAUGCAAGUGUAAAGAAGGGUACAGAGACAAUGGAACAAACUGCAUACAAAGGCCAGUGACCAGGCCAACAGCUUGGCCGACACCCCGGCUGACAGUUCAUCCUACCCCUGGGCCAGCAACUCGUCCUACGCCUGGGGCAACUCAACCUGCACCCAGGACAACAACUCGACUGACACCCAAGCCAACCACGAGAUACAUGCCAGUGACAACAAGGCCAGUCACGACACCAGUGACAGAGCCUCCAACACCGCCUCAGCCUACAACAGUAAGACCUACACUACCACCACAAAGAACUCCUCUGGUAACAACUGAAGAGCCUUCACAUGUUCCCAUUGAAACUACAUCUUCCCCAGGAGUUAUAGAUGACAACAGGAUCCAGCCAGAUCCUCAGAAACCCCGAGGAGAUGUGUUCAUUCCACGCCAGCCUGGAGUGAGCAAUAAUCUGUUUGAAAUACUUGAAAUUGAAAGAGGGAUUACAGCUGAUGAAUUUGAAGCAAAUGAUGACCCAGGUGUGCUGGUGCACAGCUGUAAUUUUGAUAGUGGACUGUGCGGAUGGAUCAAGGGCAAAGAUGAUGACUUGCACUGGGAACCAGUGAGAGAUGCAUCAGGGGGACAGUAUCUUACCAUCUCUGAUCCCAAGAGCAAAGAAGGAGGAGUAGCACAUAUUAUCCUGCCCUUGGGUCACAUGGCUCAGGCUGGAGACUUGUGCCUGUCCUUUAGGCAUAAAGUGCCUGGGCUGCAUUCUGGUGCCCUCCAAGUCUUUGUGAGGAAAAAUGGUGCUCAUGGCCCAGCUGUCUGGGGAAGAAAUGGUGGCCAUGGCUGGAGACAGACACACAUAACUUUACGGGGACUGGGCAUCAGGAGUAUAAUUUUCAGAGGUGAGAAAGGGAAAGGAAGAACCGGAGAUAUUGGACUAGAUGAUGUGGUCUUGAGGAGAGGACGCUGUUCUGAAGAGCAUUAGCCAAGACAAUGGACCAGCAAUCAUCUCCUCUUGCCCUUCUCAUGCAAUUCUGCCAAACUUUGAAACAGAACUGCAUGGAAAAGAAGAAAAAAGUGGGAGAGCAACAACUUCUUAGUGGUCUGCUAAGUGCAAUCUCAUGGAAAUUUCACUUAAAUACAUGGAGAGCACCUCCCAGGAUUGAGAAAAUCCAAGCUCCGGCUGGUUCUUUCUAUUAAUCCUUACCCCUAAAUCAUAUUUUGUAUGUAAUAACUUUUUCCCCUGUUAGGGCUGGUGAGUGCUCACAGAAAGAGCACUUGUGAAAAAGGGAGAAUUGAUCACAAAUGGUGGCAAAAGAAAGCUCCAUCUCAAAGUUUCAAUGUUAACUGAUAGUCAUUAUCUUCCCUUAGUGCUACUCUUUCAUUGAUUAAUUUGUGUGAGUCACAUUGGAUUAGUGAAAGCCUGGACCUGAACUUUGGCUUACUGCCACUAACCUUUGGAAGAAAGGUUUGUCAUAUAUGAAAUAGCAUUUAUUUUGCUGUUGCAUCUGUAUUAACCAAAACCAGUUAUAGAGAGUAGGCAUUGCAUCCUGUAAUAUUGCUUGUGCUCUGUUCUGUGUAUAUGUGUAUGGUUAACAUAUUUAUGUUUUUAGUAUUUACAGACUGUAGUUGCAGGGUAAUUGGCAGCUGUACUUUCUUUUUGUACGAGACAGGCAUUCAGCAUCUUCUUCAAUGCUGCUGGUCAUGCCAAGUUACCAAAGUCAGUUAAUGGUGCUCACUGAAAAAUGCUGGUGCCAUUUUUCGUGUUGUAAUGUCCUGAAGGCAAAAGACCAAGCACUUCCCUGCUGUAAACUGGCCUCUGAAAAUGCUGUACAAGUUUGCAUCGAGCUCACACGCACGCCCUAAAGGGCUCUCAGUCCUGCAAGAAGCUCCUGGUUCAGCUGAAGACUGAGCAGCCAGGAAAAGAUGAACUCGGAUCUUGUAAGGCUGAGCCUGUUGACACUGCCAGGAAUGAUCCCUUCCCACAGGUGCCACAAGUCUCCGCAUAAGGGAAAAGGGCAGCUGCAUUAACACUGUACAAACAAUUCAGACUGUGAAAUGCCUCGAGUGAUCUUUGCCAAAUGUCCAUACUCUACCCAAUCUUCUGUAUAGAAUAAGCAUUUUAUUCUUUAGAACUAGAACAACUAUUAGGUCUAGUGGGAACUAAGGAUUUAUCAAAACUUUGGACUAAUUUUAUAGCUAUGUAUCAUGCAUGUGCUGUGCAGUUUCCCAGUUUCUUCUGUUUGGUGUGGAAUUUUUUAAGUGGGCUAUCACCACUGCUAGCAAUUCUAAAAUUGAUAAAGUAACUAUAACAUGUUAAGAAAAUGACAAAAGAUUGGUAAAAUGUUGUUAGUGGUGCAGCCUUAAAGCUUCAAAAUACGUGUAGAAGAUCUCAGUACAGUGUAAAAUAAAUGUCAGCUGCAUAGCAUGUUCAGUCUUGUACAAAGCUCACAGACACAGAAUUGCAAGACCAGUAGAGGUCAUAUUCCAAAUCCCAGUUUCUGACAAAGUACCAGUCUGAGAAUACUUUUCCCAUUUGUCCCCUAGGACGAAACAGCGUGUGUAGAGCAGACGUGUAUGUGACCAAACAGAGUCUCCUGCAAAACUGUAUCAGCAAACAUUUUGAAAAGGAAAAAAGCAACGCAUUUGUAAACAUUAAAUUUUAAACUAUUUUGCUUCAAAUAUGAUUAUGAUCUUUUUUUCUUAUGUUACUUUGUGAUGUGUCAGAAAUAUCUGUGAAUAGUUGAAAACCUUGUCCUUAUUUUAAAGUAAUCAGUAAAAGAGACUGUUACUUGCUACUAA
Corvus hawaiiensis (hawaiian crow) is the source of this 3707-nucleotide messenger RNA. RefSeq names its product nephronectin (gene NPNT). The transcript has 13 exons. Gene Ontology annotation, molecular function: calcium ion binding. Gene Ontology annotation, cellular component: membrane. The record is from RefSeq and is a predicted model, not a curated record. Lineage: Eukaryota; Metazoa; Chordata; Aves; Passeriformes; Corvidae. Bases 163 to 1890 code for a protein of 575 amino acids.